Molecule: messenger RNA, 7530 nt
Organism: Sclerotinia borealis F-4128
Lineage: Eukaryota; Fungi; Ascomycota; Leotiomycetes; Helotiales; Sclerotiniaceae
Source: the annotation of a GenBank genome assembly
AUGGCCAGAAAACGCAAAGUCGAGUUGCCUCCAGAGAUCCCACUCGAAGGUGAUCCAGAGACGCUGGAUAACCCACCAGAGGCAGGAGAUGGUGGUAUCGAGAAAUCAGACAUUGCUUCUUCCGAAAGUGACGAUGAGUCUUCUUCAGAAGAGGAAGACGAGCCACGUCCUGGGCAAAAGCCUCGUGGCAAGAAAAAAAGACGUCCGAAGAAAAAGAAAAAGACCGGGCCCAAGCUAUACACGACUCUGAAGUAUGAAACCGGAACUGAUCAAAGUCUUUGUCCACUAUACACCAGCGCGGACUUUAUUGCGGAAUUGAUUCAGAAGUUGUUGGACGAAGGGUUUGCAGAAGUUUCGAAACGACUCAAGAGCAGACCAUUGCGUGUGGCCACCGCAUGUUCAGGAACGGAAGCACCUAUUUUGUUCCUGAACACACUUUCCGAAGGCCUCAAAAAUGCAGGACUGCCAUUUGAAAUUGAGCAUGUUUUUUCGUGCGAAAUUGAGCCAUAUAAGCAAACUUAUAUUCGGCGUAAUUUCCCAGGCGCAGUGAUUUUUCGAGACAUAACUGAAGCUCUUCGAUGGAAGGAUUAUCCCGAGCUGAAAGGGUUCAUGACCACGGCUUUCGGUGCAUUAAUUCCCCUUCCACCCCCUCAUACGAUUGACUUGAUCAUUGCCGGGACUUCCUGCACCAGUUACUCCACUCUCAAUAGCAAUCGCAGUAUGGAUUUGGAGCGCGAUCAAAACGAGUCUUCACGUACGUUCCGCGCCUAUGUCAAACUUAUCGAAUACCUCAAGCCAAAGAUCGGAAUCAACGAGAAUGUUGGAAGUGGUCCCUUUCCAGCUAUGGUCCAUAUGCUGAACACUCACGGAUACCUUGCUGGCUGGGCAAUUUUUGACAGCAAGUAUUUUGGCAUCCCGCAAACCCGGCAGCGGGGUUACGCCGUUGCUGUUCCUCAAUCUUCUUUGGAGGAAGUUGGCCUUGCAUCAAAGUACAGUGAUGCAAACGCAUGGAAAGCAGACUUUGAUUAUAUGAAACUAAAGUUCUCACGUCAUGCUAGCACUUCAAUUGAACAGUGGAUGGAGAAGUCGGAUUCGAAAACACUCAGAGCACAACACGAGCUUCAAGGCGAACCCCGUGCGGUUGUGAGUUGGGACACUUGCCAUGCGCGGCAUGAGGAUUAUCGUCAUGGACAAGGCCUGGGUACUGGUAAACCAAUGACCGAUUGGAGAAGUACAGGUAUCUUCAGGCAUCCCGAUCAUUGGAUCCGCGAUAUGAAAGGAUUUGUGGAGCGUGUUCAUGAUGCCACUGACGUGAGCCAUUUGCGUGGAGUCUCUAGAGGUUACGACGACCGUUACAUUAGUCGCAACAUUGAUCUCUCGCAAAACGUGUACGUACAGCAUGACAAUGUCAAGUGUGGUAUCAUGCCCUGCCUGACACCUUCCGGUUCAAUGUUCAACACUGCUCGUGGCAGCAAGAUCACUGGCGAAGAAGCUCUUCGUUUACAAGGAAUCGAUACUGCGGGUCUUGAACUUGGUGGUCUCACUCAACCGGAGCUUAGAAACUUUGCUGGUAAUGCGAUGACGACUACGGUUGUUGGAGCUGUAAUGGCAUUUGCGCUCCUUACAUUCGUUUCGGUCUUGACCCCCGGCGAAGAUGUUGAUACCGUGAUGCAAGAUGAAAUGCCGAAGACUUUUCGGGGUGAAGAAUUCUUGAUCGAUUCUCAGGAGAACAUUGCGGUUGUUCAACGGCCUUUGACUGUUGGGCAAUGUCUUCAUAUCGUCGAAACUUCUGCGAAAUUCUGCUACUGCGAAGCACAAACUGAUAUCUCACGUUCAACAAUUGUCAAGUGCAAGUAUUGCAGCCAUGUUUCGUGUUCUUCUUGUGGUGCCAAGCCGAGACAUGCUUACGAACCCUUGAGCGAGUAUGUUGGUCCUCGAGGUGUCAAAGGUACCAAACCCCGUGUUGAUCCUUCCACCAUUGAAUUUGAUAUUGCAAAUCGUCUGCCAAUGACAAUAUUGAUUUCGAAGCUGUUCACUUCUGAUGGAAAAAUGGCAUCGUUCCUUCAACACUUGGUCACCGACAAAGUCGAUGAAGCGCAAUGGGCUGGGCUACGCAUGUCUUACCUCAAGUGUCUUCAAUCAACGGUCAAGUUUCAAAAACCAGUUCGAUCCUUUGGUUGGCAUUUUACAUGGCUUGCAGACGAGGCUAGGUUGGAGUUAGUUCUCGACGACAAAAAAGUUCAAGCUACAUUGUAUGCUCUGCCAGACCAUACUGUGGCUGUUAACAGUCGUCUGAGGAAAUACCUUGCGAAAUUUCCUCUCGCAAAAACAGUCCCUCUUUACGCCUCUACCCAUAGCUCUCAAAAUAUGUUUGAUUUUACAUGGCAAUUUUGGCAACCAAAGUUUCGGGUCGUCGAGGCAAAGUUUAGGUAUGGAGGCGAACUCAUCCCUGUUUACCAUAAUUCCGUCGGCAUUCCCAAACAUAAGGAAGAUCUUGUAUGGUCACAGAUAUCGAUCCAGAUCCCAAAGGACGAGAUUUUCACCUUCGAGAAGAUCGUCGGUGUUUAUGAAUCGCAUGCAGAAUGCGGUCAGGCAUUUAACUCGAUGCACACGAAGAAAGGCACUUCUGGGACCGACUUCCCUAUGUACAUGUUCUUCGAUCAUGAAGGAGUCACUGGCAACUGGAAGAAGCAUACCUUCGUUUUUACUGACGAUCAAAUGCGCAUGGAAUGCGGCGUAUUCAGACAAAUCAUAGCUACGAUUGACUGCUCGUGGGAACAGCCGGUGUUACAAAAGCUCGGAGAUAGUUAUCACUUUGAAGGUACCAUCUUUGAGGAUCUUGCUGACUUACAAAAGGAAAUGACGGAGCUCGUUUCGAUCACCUCCUAUGGAAGUUGGACCACAUCGAGCAAAAUCGUCGGUCCUAUGGCAACUAAUUCGUUUGAUCAUUCUGCGACGGCUACUUAUCAAAGGCUCGACCUUUCAAGUCCACAGCUUAUGGAAGAGGCUGAUUGCAAAGUUCUGCUCACAGCAUUUUCUUGCAAAGCAUUGACGGAUGUCAUACCGCCACGUUGGCAGACCAAUUGCUGGACCAAAGUCACUAAGCGGAACGGUAUAGAUUUCUUCCGAGACUGUUAUCACUUACUAGCUCGCGGCUUAGUUCAUCCUAGUGCCACCGAGGCCAGUCCGCCGUGGAUUCCUGGCAGUGCCCAAGAGAAUGAUACAUGUCGUUGUCGCGUUUGCGCGCCUCUCAAGCCGGAUAUGUUAUGGCACCUGAAGAAAAAUGGCGUAAAGUAUCAGCAAACGCCCUUUGAGAAUCCAGAGGCAGCUGCGACGUUUGAGCACCUCACCACAAGUUCUCCAGCGGCAAUGGAGCAAUGGGUCCGGUUCACUCCAAUGGACCGUUAUUUUCAAUUCGAAUUCUAUUUCCUUGUGAACCCGACGGCUCUGAGCCAUAAAGCAGCUGCACUUCUUGAUGAGUUUCCACGGCCAAAUCAUCCUGUAAACUUGUCUUGGCGUUUCAUUCCUGGAGCUUCUAGGAUUACCAGAUUACCAGUUUCACAGUUUGUCUAUCGUGACACGCAAAAUUUAGGCAUGUCAGAUCAGCCAAGCAGAUUUGUCCCAGGCAUGAAGCUUCGAAAUGAGCAGCUCAAAACCUUAACAUGGAUGGUACAGCAAGAGAGAUUUCCACCGUCUUUUGUGGAGAGAGAAAUCGUUGAAACUCGCCAAGAUGAUUUGGCAUUCAGACUUGAAGGCCGAGCUUGUCGAUUGGUCAAACAUCGGGCCGGAUUGCUUGCUGCUUCUGUUGGAUACGGCAAGACGGUCAUGACAUUUGCUCUAAUGAGUAGGCAGUACCCUGUCGACCGCCUGUGGUCCGAAAAUCCCAACACCGAUGGUUUAAUUCAUGUCAAAGCAACACUGGUUUUGGUGCCGGCACAUUUGACUCUACAAUGGAGAAAUGAGGCAUGUAUAUUCCUUGAUUACAAGCGUGAGGGUGAUCCCCGACUCAUCGUUCUCUCCACUUAUCAACACGUCAAGGCCUUGACCGUCGACGAUGUUUUAAGAGCAGAGCUGGUAAUCUGUAGCUCCAGCCAAUUCGAUAAUGAGUCGUACCUAAAACUUGUGGCAAAGAACGCUGCAGUUGUUGAUUUGGCCAAGAAUUCAACUGACAGAGCGAAGGAAGCGUGGUAUCUCAAUGCUAAGGAAGAGAGGAAAGCAAAUUUGUUGCGUCUCCAGAAAGAACUUCCAAUGGAAGCGGAUGAGACCAACGAGGUAGAUGGCAAUCAAGGUGUAAAAAAAUUCACCAGCUUCAUGAAAGAAAAGUACAUGAAGGACUUCGCGGCGUCUGGAGCCAACCGGCCACACAUUCCCUCAAGGAGACUUAGAGGUGCAUAUCAUGAAGAAGAUGAUGCGAAUGCCAACAAAGGUGUUAAGGGCAAGGGUAAAGCCAAUAUCUCGGCUGGUGAAGAUGAUGCUGAAAAGUCUUUUGUUGGCCCAGAAUUUGAAACAAACUGCAUUCGGGGUCUCCUUGGAGUAACUUUGGGAGAUUUUUCCUGGCCUCGUAUUGUCACAGACGAAGUGAGCUACAACACUGGCAACCAUAUUGCGGUGAGUAUUCGCGAGUUGAAUGCUCAAGCUCGUUGGGCACUGUCAGCAACACCCAACAUUACUGAUCAUUUGUCGGCAUCAAGAGUUGCUCGGUGCCUUGGAAUCAACCUUGGUGUUGACGACCAGGAAACUAUUCGCAAGGACAAGAAUUUAACCAGUGCUGAGCGUUUCUUGUCUUAUGGACCUGACGCUUCGCCAUCCUGGCAUGCUGCAAGAAUUCAAAUUGCACAAGAAUUCUGCAACAUGUUCGUUCGCCAGGACACACGAAAAGGAAGUGGUCAAUUCAACCGCGUUCAUCGUUUUGUUCCUAUGCCGUUGGCUACAGCACAGUUGGCAUGCUACCUUACGAUCAAGUCGGACGUAAUCAACAAGUCCUAUAUGAUGCCAAAGACUGUGGAUACCAGAAGUUCAGUCCAAGAGGAGAUGAUGAAAGUUUAUGGCAAAGAGCAAGAUGGUCGCCUACGACUAACGAAGGCCGCCUCAUUCUUUCCUGAACAUGCCAAAAAGAAUACUAAUUACACACUCAAGACGUGCAGAGGCUUAAAAGCAUCUGCUCUUGGUGAAAUCAAGGUUGCAAAGGACUACGUUCGCAAGCAGAUGGAGCUUAUCAUCUACCUUUUGACAUUGCCUGAGGUCAGAGCCGAUCUGGACAUGGGGAUUCGAUAUUCUAACUGGAGAAACCAAAUUCUCGCCGGGCAACGUUACGCCGACCCCGACGCUCUUCGUGAUAUCAUCCAGGUUAUCAAUGCCGUGGAAAGUGCACCUCCCAAGACUCAUAAUGAACUUUAUUUCAUGGUUCCUUAUGCUCCUCGUGGUCGUCGCCUAUGGCCUUCUCCUACCUUAAAGAUCAUGCAUAAUGGUCGAAAAAUGCUUGGUCUUCUCGCCGAUUGCAGAAGAGCGCUCACCGAACUACACAAGACCGGAGUGGACCUUAUACACAGCAGACAAGAGUACCGUUACUACAAGGCUGUGUUAGAGAUCGACCGAGCUGGCAGCUUAUCACCUACCGGGUCGCUAGCAUGUCACAACUGCCCUCGCACUGCACCUUUGAGCGAGGCAGUUGUUCAAGGCAAUUGUGGUCAUAUCUUAUGCUCAGAAUGCAAUUUUCUUCUAGAUGAAGGUGUUUGUCCAGUCAAACCCUGUGGUGGAACAUCCUUGGACGACCAAAAGUACUUGGCAUUGUCCAUGUAUUCUUCAGCUGGCCAUGUUGACCCACAUGUCGACUCAGAGAUUUCCAAGUACAAAGCUGCUUUGCGAUCAUGUUCUAUAGACCCCUCUUGCCUGCCGAGAAGUUCAGAUUACGAUUUCUGGAGCAAACCAUCCGUUAAAGUCGACAAAAUUACCGCUGUUCGCACAAUCGUCUGGGACAAUGAUGACGGCUUUUGCAAAUUCCUUAUCUUCAGUCCCUUGCCGGAGUUCUUGAUGUUGGCCGAACAAAUCAUCACCGCCGAUGGUAUCCCCUGCUGCAACCUUACUGGUAAGAAGAGUGAGAUCGCUCAAAUUCUUGAGAAUUUCAAGAAUAACAUGGGCAUGAAAUACAAGGAAAAGCCGACCAGAACAAGAGCACCUCGUAUAAUUGCAACAGUGCCUGCAGCGCCUGCAGCACCAGUUCAAGCUGCACCGGUCGUCCAAGUUGUUCCAGUCUCUCAGGGUUCUCAAAAGAGAAAGAGAGCCGAUUCUGAAGACGUCACUGCAGCUGCUCCCGUCUCUAAAGCUGCUCGAGUUACCCCAGCAGAACAAGUGGAUGAUGACUCUGAUGAUUUGUAUGGUGUUAGUGAUAGGGAGACCGAAAGAGCUCGCGCGGCGGGAAAGCUCAACAAGGGCAAGGCUUCGGCUAGUGGUUCAGCUUCCACCAAUGUGCCAGAAGCUACAGCUCACCUCAACAGAAAGAGAGCAUCUCCUGAUCCAGCUGCUUCAGCUUCCUCGGUCACUUCAACCCCUGAUGACAACAUAAAGGAUGGUGAACAUGUCGAUCUUCCGGCGUUCCGUGCCGCAUGGUCAGCUGAGCGGGCUGCAAAGAACAAAGCGGACAAGGCGGACAAGAAGAACAAGAAGAAUAAGAAGGACAAAAAGGACAAUAAGCAAGCUCGGAAACAGAUUGAUGCGGCGGGGCUCAAUGAUAUGUAUUUGUCACAGAUUCCCAAGAGACUUCGCAGGGGAAAAAAGUCUGCAUCUUCGCCACUUUCAUCUCUUCGAGAGUUGCCUGAUGUUCCAAUUCUGUCGCCAUCCUCAAAUCCUGAAGAUUACAUGAUGACAAGUGGAUUAGGGUUCGCAGAUGUGAUUGAUGAAGAUGAUCAGUUGCUCUAUGAUCUAGUUUUUGAUGGAUUUCCCGGUGCAGUCUCCGAAUCAGGAUCUGAGGUAGUAUCUGAUUCAGAAUCCGAUGCAGUCUCCGAUGCUCCAGAUCUAACAACUCCUGCCUUUAUUGAGGCCCCUAUGGCUUCCUAUCCUGCGCUUGAUCCUUCUGAACUCGAGGAUGCCGAAGUGCCUAUUCCUGAAGCCUUCGCAGAUACCUCUUCCCCCGAUGAUGAAUCUGUGGAUUGGGCUCGCGUUGGCCAAGAGGCGCACGACCCUGAAUACUGGGAUAAUCCCGAUCCUACUGCUCGCGUCUUACUCCUCAACAUUGCCGAUGAGUCCGCCGCCGGUUCCAAUCUUACCGUUGCACAGCACGUUAUAUUCCUAUCUCCGUACUACGCCGAGAAGACAAAAUACAACGCCGCCAUGACUCAGGCCAUGGGUCGCGCACUUCGUGAAGGUCAGAAAGUAGGCAGCACGGUGUUUGUUCAUCAUCUACUUGUAAAGGACACUGUCGAGAUCGAUAUCGCUUGCGAGCUUAUGGACGACAGCUUUCCAGGGAAACUCAACGCAAUGCCUCUACUAUCCAAGUACAAAUCUAACAUCGGGCCUGCUUUCUUCCGCAAGUAA